GAAAUAUUGCUCCUAGAAAAAGGUUCAAAUCAUAUUACUGAUUUGCAUUUUACUGCAUUUUUGAAUGUAUCCCAAAUUCAUGAUGCUAAAUUAUAUCAAAGAGUGGCAUUAUUGAUGCUCAACACAAAUAAACACAUUAAUGUAAACAGAAGAAACAGUAAAGGAGACACGCCAUUUGAUUACUUUUGUUAUCAAAAUGCAACUGAUGUGAUCAGAAAACUGAUGGAAAGAGGUGCAGAUGUUACAGCGACAGCAAGAAGGAACAUUUUACACGUUCUCUGUGAUUCUCCAGAUAUUGCGUCAAAACUGGACACAAUAUCCUUGAUAAUAAAAAGUAACGCCGAUCUGGAUGUCCAAGAUACAUCAGGGAAAACUGUGCUUCAGAAGACAGUAGAAAAGUACCGAAAAUUUUACCUCAGGGAUGGGUAUUCCACAUACAAAUGCAUAGGCUCAAUUAUAGAACAUUUACUGAACGCUGGAGCGAAAUGUAUAGAGACCGAAUUAACUUCUCUGUUACAGCUGGCUUGUAAACAUCAACAUUUCGCAUUGAUGAAAGCCUUAGUAAGGAGAGGGGCGGACCUGUCUGUUAAAAAGUCAGAAAGGGGUAUUUUACAUGAUUGUUGGCUACCUUUCGACUUUUAUAAAAUUGUUAUUACACCAAAUUUGUUAAAAGAAUGCAUCGAGUAUAUAGAGUUCCACAAGAAGGCUGGAGGAAGCCUGACUGAACUUUAUAAAGGCUCUACACCUCUUGAUUUGUACUUGAAGUCUGACAUUUACAAAAAAAUCGGAAAAUUUUAAAAGUUUGCGGGAUGAAAUUGCUUCCCUACUUGCAUGCAAUGAAGAAGUUGUUUGUGAAUCUGAUAGAAGAAUCUCGGAGGUGCACAUCGCUGCCUCUACUGGAAAUUUGUCCAAAUUGAAAACUCUGGUUGAAAUGGGGGCUAACUUGCAUUUAAAAGACAAGGAUGAAAACUCGUGUCUGCAUCUUUGUUUGUCUUCAGGUAUCGGCAGCGUUGUAGAAAUGGUCAGCUACCUGCUAGAGCAGGGUCUUUCUCCAAACGACACGAAUUCAGACUACGAGACUCCUUUAUAUUUAAUCCUAAAAAACGCAAAAUAUCACACUGAAGAUGAAGUAUCGUCCAUCGUUAAACUUUUGAUAAAAUUCGGCGGAAAUCCAAACCAAGAAAAACUUGAGAAAAAUCCUUUAAUUCAAGCAAUAGAAACAUUUAAUGCUAAAUGUGUUCAUAUUUUACUGAAGAAUGGAGCGAGGGUGAACGAUCUGCCGAGUAAAUUAAAUGCACUGCAUGUGAUGUACGAUUCCAUUCUAUCUGUUCUGGUAAAAGAUCAGAGAGAGGACAUUCGCUUUCUGCAACAUUUGCUAGUUACGAACCAGGUUAAUUUAAAUGCGAAAAACACCUGCGGAGAUAGUGUUCUUCAUUUAGCUGUCAAAGUUUUGUGUAAUACGAAGAUAUCUGUUGGAGCUACACAACUUAUUCAAGAACUUGUUGAACAUGGCUCGGAUGUGAAUGCAACCGAUUGUAAUGGACAAACGGCUCUGAGUCUUUGUUGUGAAUUUGGUUGCGAUAUUGAAUGCAUUGCUGUUAGCAAAUACUUACUGGAAAACGGAGCGGAUCCCAAUAUAGGAUGUGCCUUGAAUCGUGCAUUUAUGCACGUAAAAUGUGGAAUAAAAGAUGAGACGAAGGAGUUAAUUUUUCAACUCCUAUCACAUGGAGCAAAUCCCAGUGCUGAAACAGACUGUAGUGAUACACCAAAUCUCAUAGUAGCAAUCAACAUGGGGGAUACUGACUUGGUGAAUGCGUUGUUGAAAAGUGGUGCUCACCCAAAUAUCUGGGAUGAUUCUGAAACCAGUCUUUUAUAUGCAUGCAAUUUAGGUUUUGAUCAGGCUACAGAGAUUGUACCACUCCUUCUUCGGUACGGUUGUAGCAUCAACCUAGGUCAACAUGGUAAACCGUAUAUAUAUUACAGACAACAUCCACUCUUCAGAAUUGUCGAAAAGAUUAUAAAAAAUGCGGAAUGUGUAGAAUUUACAGAGGAAAAAUACGUAGAAAAG
Molecule: messenger RNA, 2068 nt
Organism: Saccostrea cuccullata (small rock oyster)
Lineage: Eukaryota; Metazoa; Mollusca; Bivalvia; Ostreida; Ostreidae
Product: putative ankyrin repeat protein RF_0381
Exons: 7
Molecular function (GO): protein binding
Source: RefSeq, a predicted model, not a curated record